AUGACGGCUCCCAACGACCGUGUCCCCAGCAUCGAGUCGGUCGAUGCCCUUGCCCAGCAUCUGGGCCACCGCGCGAGACUUGCCGGCCCAGACUUUGCCAACAUCUCGGCGGCUGUCAACAGCCUGUGGGCCAUCACUCAGCACCUCGGCUUGGAAAUCCAGGCCCCCGACUCGCUGCUGAACCUCGCCGCCACGGUCACCGGCGAGAACCGUAGCAAUGUCUACACUCGUGAGCUGGCAUCGCUCAUGGAGCACACCGAUUUUACGCUGAAGAAGGUCGCCAUGAUACUCGAGAAGUAUGCGGGAGGGGGUCUCGUUACGGGCGAUCCUGUUAGGGGGGGGACUUCAAGGCGCGGAGUAGACUUGCAGGAGAAGGAGAAGCAAAUUGACCUGAUCCAGAAAGACGUGAUCUCUCAGAAGACAAAGGUAGAGACUUUUCUUGAAACAGUUCAAUUACAUAACCCAGCCAGGUCUCGAAUUGGGAUGGAAGGCUCUGAUGGCUGGGACCUCGACUCGAUCAAGCGCGAAAUGGACGCCAUUGCCCCUAGCCUACUCGGAAACACGGUUUCACCUGCUGGGAGCACUUCGGAAGACCUCUGGCUCGAUUUUAGAACUGAACUCGAGAUGGAAGGCGUUCCCAGCGAUACACUCCACCAAUACAAGGACAUUCUCCAAGCAUAUAUUAGUGAUAUCAGGCCUUGUGGGCCAAUGCAAAACGAGGCGACAUCGUCUGUUCGUGGUUCGGUCGACCGCCAGUCGCUGCCGCCAAUGAUAAAUACCCUCGCAUCCUCCUCAACGCCCAACCGAGCAUUUGCACCCAACGGCACUCGCCCUGAUUAUGACGGGACACUGCAAAUGGCUCGAUCGACUAACCAACCAUCGGGCCCUGGGGGUUCCAAGUCAUUGCAACCAUAUGACAGAACCUCGCAGUCCGCAGUGCAGAAAAGCAAGUCGCACCGCUCCCAGCAUUGGACGUCGUCAGAAUCCUCGGAUUCGGAGCCCAUCAGUUCCUCCGAAACUGCACUUAUCUCGACACGAGACCUGCUGAACUUUGACCGCCGCGAGGCCGACAGAUGUGCGUGGAUGGGUUCCAUGUUUCUGUCGCCCGGCUUGAUGCCGUCCUUGAGUAUCUCGCCUGGCACCUCACCGAACCAUAGGUAUCUUCCUCCAGGGGCAGAUCCGUUGGAGAUGCCCGUGCCUCACCCUCCUAAUAGCGAGUUGCAGCUCGCCCUCCCGCCCCCGUACUCAAGCGGCCUGUCUCCCACCUCGCCUAUCAUGUCACCGCCGCCGGCCUACGGGAGUAGCCCGACUUUCCCAUGCGCCCCAGAUCUCCCCGAGUUCCCUUCCUCGGCCCCUGAGGCGAGCAGCACUAGCAUGCUUCAGCACCAUCCUGCACCGCGACAACGCAGCUAUUUGGCCCCUGAUAGCAAAGGAAACCAAAUCCCGCUAGACGCCGUAUGGACCAGGAUCAAGCGUACGCUUGUCUCGCCCGAGGUCUUGGAGAAAGAAGGUGUACGCUACGAAGCGCGACCCCAAUAUGUCUAUGUCCUCGGGAAACUCUCGGUCGAUCAAAUCGCCGAGCUCGCGCGGAAGAGUAUUGAGGUCCGCAAUACCAGGCGGCCACAAGCCGAGAGAAGCAUCGGCCCCGAAAAGAGCAGCCAGGGCUCUGAACAGCGCCCUGAGACAUACCGUGAUCGAGAGCGAAAGCGGGCUACUAAGGAGUCCACCAGCAGCGACGAGUCUCCCCUGUGGGACAGCGACUCAUCAGGCGACGAGAAACACCAGCACAAGAUCAAGCGUCAGAAUGAUCGUCCCCGGCCGUCAUCGAGACAGAGCUCACAAGAAGACGGCGAGGACGGGGCCAGGGGGGCCAGGGCACCACCUAUUAUUGUGUCACCACCGGCUAGCGUUAACGGCGACCAUGCAUCACCGCACAGUACCGUCGGGCCAAAGCCCAUCCUCAAGAACAAAAACCCCAACCGUGUGCGGUUUGACGGGAAAGGCCCACGUGAGGUGUCUCCGAGCAGCCGCUCGGACAUCUCUCGCCGCGAUCGCGAUCGUGACCGUGACCGUGACCGUGACCAUGACCGUGUCCGUACCCGAGACAGAAGCCGUGGUGAUCGGGACCGGGAGCGCCUUCGUGAUCGCGACAGAGACAGGGAUAGGGACCGGGAGCGCGAGCGCGAGAGAGACAAGCCAAAAGACAGGAACCGAGACAGAGACCAUAGGGACCGAGACCGAGAUCACCGCUCCUCGUCUCGCCGUCACACCGACAGAGACCGGGAGCGCAACCGGGAUCGCGACCGUGGCGACCGUAGCGACCGCGGCGACCGUGGCGAUCGUGGCGACCGCGAUGACCGUCCCAAGAAGAGCAGCACGCUGAGUGCUGUGGGCAUUGGCGGCACCGCGGCUGCCCUGCUGACUGCACUGACGGAGGUUGCCGCCCACCUCUGA
Lasiosphaeria miniovina is the source of this 2454-nucleotide messenger RNA. RefSeq lists its product as uncharacterized. Bases 1 to 2454 code for a protein of 817 amino acids. Lineage: Eukaryota; Fungi; Ascomycota; Sordariomycetes; Sordariales; Lasiosphaeriaceae. The transcript is spliced from 4 exons. The record is from RefSeq and is a predicted model, not a curated record.